Molecule: messenger RNA, 1194 nt
Organism: Solanum stenotomum
Lineage: Eukaryota; Viridiplantae; Streptophyta; Magnoliopsida; Solanales; Solanaceae
Product: protein FLUORESCENT IN BLUE LIGHT, chloroplastic-like
Exons: 4
Coding region: 170-1048 (292 amino acids)
Biological process (GO): chlorophyll biosynthetic process
Molecular function (GO): protein binding
Source: RefSeq, a predicted model, not a curated record
GUGGAUACUUACGUACUCAAAGUUUGAAGUACUGUUAAUUAAGUUGAAAUUUGCUACUAAUAUUCCAAUAAUUACAAUAAUGCAAUCGGCAAAAGUAGAAGGGAAAAGGCAAAAUCUUAUCCUCAGACCACACAGAAAAAUCAUCUAAGCUAAAGCAAUUUUCAAGAAGAUGACGAUGAUGGUGAAGCAAUGGGUUCUUUCACAGAGUCAAUUUCUAUCUGACCCUUUCAAAUCUGGUCAUGUCAAAUGUAUUUUCUUGGAGUCUGGGCAGUUCAGUAGUAAAUGGGGAGAAGCUCUACCACAGAAGCUUUUCUACAGACAUACCAAGAAAGGUGCAAGAUGCAUCCAUAUUGAUUUCAAGGAUAUUUUGCAGUUCAGACACCCUGCAGCAGCAUUAAUCGUGACUAAUGCAUUGAUGAUGACUACACCUUUAGACGCCUUGGCUCAAACAUGUGAAGCCAAUACUUCUGUUUCCAAUAUGCCAUUAUUGCUGCUUGUUGCCCUAGUAGGGGCCACCGUGGGAGGACUACUUGCACGUCAGAGAAAAGCGGAAUUGCAGCGGUUAAAUGAGCAGCUCCGCCAGAUUAAUACGGCGCUUAGAAGGCAAGCCAAUAUAGAGUCCUAUGCACCUACCUUAAGUUAUGCUCCUGUUGGUGGUAAGAUUUCAGUAAGUGAAGUGAUUAUUGAUCCAAAAAAGGAGGAAUUAAUUUCUCACUUGAAAAGUGGGAAGAAUUUUCUGAGAAAUCAAGCUGUAGAAAAGGCUUUUUUGGAGUUUAAAACAGCUCUUGAGCUUGCACAGGAUCUAAAAGACCCUAUAGAGGAAAAGAAGGCAGCAAGGGGCUUAGGGGCAUCGUUACAAAGGCAGGGCAAGUACAAGGAGGCGAUUGAAUACCACUCUAUGGUUCUUGAUAUCUCGGGAAGAAAUGGGGAGGAGUCCGGCAGCACAGAAGCUUAUGGAGCAAUAGCCGAUUGCUAUACUGAGCUUGGGGACAUAGAACGAGCUGCAAAAUACUAUGACAAAUACAUUGCAAGGCUACAGAGUGACUAAGCCAUCUACAGAAAGACUCGUGUAUCUUUCUGUUGCGGAAAUUUCUUCACGUUCAUGCAUUUCGAGUAAAAUGUUUAGAAGUUAGGUCUUUUCUCAUGGUGUAUUUCUCUCUUGCAUAUAUCAUUCACUGGUUUCUUCUGUUUUUA